Molecule: messenger RNA, 3621 nt
Organism: Quercus lobata
Lineage: Eukaryota; Viridiplantae; Streptophyta; Magnoliopsida; Fagales; Fagaceae
Product: receptor-like protein EIX2
Exons: 2
Coding region: 960-3158 (732 amino acids)
Molecular function (GO): protein binding
Source: RefSeq, a predicted model, not a curated record
CACACCAUUUAAACUUCCUAGACUCUCUCUCAAGUGACUUGCUCUUCCCACCACACAUAUUUUCAGAUUUUUCCCUUCCAUUAGCCAAAACAUGUUUUCAGAUUUGAUCUCUCUCCCUCUCUCUUAGGUCUUAGCUUAGGCAUUCAACUCCGUUUCACUGCUUCAAUGCCGGUGCCGUUGUUCACUGCCAGCUAGAUUUGCUAUCACCAGUGUAAGGCCAAGGUGAAGAGAUCCCAAAUCGGUAUCUAAUUUCCGGCCGAAACCCGGUAUAUAUCCCGGUACGGUACGAAACACCACCGUUUCUGUACCGAUGUACGCACCGGUACGAAAUAUACCGGCCGGUACGUUACGAAAUUGUCUUCCUUGCUUCGGGACCGUACUGUGUCUGCAUGUGCGUGUUGUCCUCAUCCUUAUCUUCUUCAUAUCAAUUGUGAUCUGUUGGUCAUGACUAUGAUCUUGGGUGGAAGGUCCUUUAAGCUUCCUCAUACAUUUUUAACGCUUCUCGUUUUAGUGCACUUGAUGAGAUUAGCCCUUGGCGGAUUCAUUCCAGGAGUUGGAGAUGCUAACAACUCCAACUCCAGAAGGUGAGAGACAAGCGCUGCUUGAGUUCAAAAGAGGAAUCAGUAGUGAUCCCUAUGGCGGUCUCUCUUCAUGGGGGAGCGAAGAUGAAAAAAGGAAUUGCUGCAACUGGCAAGGAAUUCACUGCAGCAACCAAACAGGUCAUGUAGUUCAGCUUCGUUUCGAUGGUUUGGGAGGUAUGAUUAGUCCUUCACUACUUGAAUUGCCUUAUUUGGAUCUCAGUGACAAUGAUUUUAAUUAUAGCCAUAUCCCAGAGUUCAUUGGUUCUCUAAGCAACUUAGAACACCUAGGUCUCUCUUCGUCCAAUCUUAGUGGGCCAAUAUCUUCAUCUUGGCUGGAAUAAUUUGACAAAAUCUGAAAAUCUCGAAUGGUUGUCUCAUAUGUCUUCAAUAGAAGAUCUUGACCUAAGUUUAACAAAUCUCAGUGGUGCCAAUGAUUGGCUUGAAGUUGUGAGUGGUCUCCCUAAUUUAAAAACCUUGGAUAUGUCGGCAUGUAAUCUUCCUCUAACGAGUCUUUCAUCUUUUUCCCAAUUCAAUCAUUCAAAAUCUUUUACUUCUCUUGAAAGUCUGCAACUCGGUGAUAAUGAAAUUAAUGACAUUCCAAAAUUCUUUGGGGAUAUAUGUACUUUACGUGAAUUGGGUUUGUCAGGGAACAAUCUCAAUGGACAACUCAUUGAGCAUAUCAAUGACUUGUUUGGAUGUGCAAAGGACUCAUUAGAGGUUUUGGAAUUAGCAAGGAACCAAUUAUGGGGAUUAUUGCCUGAUUUUGCAAUGUUUCCAUCAUUAAAAGAGAUUUAUCUUUGGUCCAACAAAUUAAAUGGGACUAUGCCCAAAACCAUUGGAAACCUUCAUAAUCUGGAGCAUUUGGAUGUUUCUUUGAAUUAUUUGCAGGAAAUCAUCUCUGAAGCACAUUUCUCAAAUCUUUCCAAAUUAUUGUCAUUGGACUUAUCUGGUAAUUCUCUUACUCUUGAAUUUGACUUCAAUUGGGUUCCCCCUUUCCAAUUGCAACAAUUAUAUUUGCGAUCUUGUAAGUUAGGGCCUAGAUUUCCAAAUUGGAUCCGAACCCAAAGGAAUGUUACCGUCCUUGACAUCUCCAAUGCUGAAAUUUCUGAUACCGUUCCAGAAGAGUGGUUUGCGAACUUGCCUCCUAAAUUAUAUAGUUUAAAUAUUUCUAGCAACCAAAUACAUGGACAGCUACCUAAUGUGUCGACAAUGAGUUGGUUUGAACCAGAAUUUGUUUUGAGUGAACUAGAAUUUGAUUUGAGUGCUAACCGUUUAGAGGGUCCACUACCACUUUUUUCAAGUAAUGUCAGCUCCUUGAAUCUCUCCAAAAAUCGCUUUUCAGGGCCACUUUCACCUCUUUGUAAAAUCAAUGAUGGGUGGUUGGGUUUUCUAGACCUAUCUGAUAACCUAUUAUCUGGGCAACUUCCUAAUUGUUUUAUGGAUUGGCCGAAUUUACUUAUCUUGAAUUUGGCAAACAACAAUUUCUCUGGGGAAGUUCCAAGCUCUUUCGGCUUCUUGUCGAAUCUCCAGACAUUGAGUCUACAUAAUAACACUUUCUCUGGAGAUUUUCCUAAUUCCUUGAAAAAUUGUAGCAACUUGAGAUUUAUGGACUUGGGAAACAAUAGAUUCUCUGAAAAAAUACCAGCAUGGAUUGCAGAAGACCUGCCACAAUUGAUUGUUCUUAUCCUACGUUCCAAUAAGUUUAGUGGAAGCAUACCAUGGGAUACAUGUAAGUUGAAAUAUUUACGAAUCCUGGAUCUCUCUUUAAAUGACAUCUCUGGAACUAUACCACAGUGCCUCAAUAAUUUCACUGCCAUGGCUCACAAAGCUAACUCUUCGACUAAUCUUUUUAAGGGUCCUUUUUUUAGCAGAAAUGAAUAUAUUGGAGAUUAUGUUGACAGUGCUAUGGUUGCAUUGAAAGGAAGGGAGUACAAGUUUGGCAGAAAUCUUGGAUUGCUAAAGAUCAUUAACCUUUCAAGUAACAACUUGACAGGAAAACUUCCUACUGAAAUCACUAGCCUUUUGGAGUUAGUUGUACUGAACGUAUCCAAAAACAACUUAAUUGGAGAAAUUCCGCAAACAAUUGGUCAGUUGAAGCAGUUAGAAUCAUUUGAUAUGUCAUGGAAUCAGUUUUCAGGCGUAAUCCCAUCAAGUAUGUCAGAAUUACAGUUUUUGAGCUACCUAGACCUAUCUUUCAACAAUUUAUCUGGAAAAAUUCCUUCAGGCACUCAACUCCAAGGCUUUGAUGCAACUUGUUUUAUUGGAAAUAGGGCUCUUUGUGGGCCUCCACUGAAACAAAAGUGUCCAGGUGAAGAAACACCAAACCAAAGUUUACCAACUGACAAUGGCAGUACUGAAGAUUACGAGGACAAUAGAGAUGAAUUCAAGAAACGGUUUUAUGUUGGAGCAGGAAUUGGAUUUGCUGUAGCUUUUUGGGGCAUGUGCAGUUCUUUGAUUCUAAAGCGGUCAUGGAGACAUUCUUAUUUCUUAUUAUUGGACAACAUGAAGGAUUGGCUAUACGUAACAAUGGCGGUGAACAAGGCAAGAUUUUGGAGGAUGUUUCAAAGACAGGCGUAACCACUUUUAAUGUGAGGUUAACAAAGAAGUAGCAGAGAUUGCCACUGAAAGCGAUACAUUUAACCUGGAUGGUAAAUUUCACUUAGCAAUUGCAUGAAGUUGAAGAGGUUCUAUCUAGUGCCUUUAAUAGUUUUCUUUUACCUUGGUGUUAAUGUCUGUCUACUGGAGCUGCACAUGUAUAUAUGAGUGUCAAGACUCGUUUGUAAUAUAUGUGUGGGUGUGGUCUAGAUGAUUUAUUUUAUUACCUUUUCUCUCAUCACCAUCAUUGUCAGCUUCAAUAAUGUAAAUUUACAAACAGAUCUUAUGUAAUUUUAAUUUAGUUGAAGUGUACUUGUACCUUCGAUUGUGAUGUUAUUGGUGGUUAUUAGCCAUGUGGCCCCUCUUUCGGGGGCAUUUAGACAUUGUUGAAUGGAUAUGCGUGUUAGUUUAAGAAUCUCGAGAGUCAAGAGAAUGCUUUCUUUAA